GGAAGCGGGUCCUAGAGGCAGCGGCAGAGUAGAACUAGGGGCUUCGGGGGCAGCAGCGGAAAGACUUAAGAUUAUUAAGAGGGCAGCAGACACCGAGAACGAGAAGAGGAGCCUUGGCCAUCGGCUUCCAGUGAACGAGAAGUCGCGGUUUCGCUCUCUUCUCUGCUUAGGUUUUCGGCUUCCCAGCUUAGGCUAAGGCAGCGGCUGACAAAGGGCUCGCGCCGGUGCCGCCGCCCUUCUCAUCCGGGCAAUCGGGCCCCUGCGGAGAGGGAGGGGGAAGGGCUGAGGGGGAGGGGAAGGAGCCGGAGGGGCGCGCGCUUGGAGCUUAGGCCCUCUCCAGGGUUCCAGUCCCGUGGCCCAACGGACGGAAGCCGAAGAGGACCUGCAGAGGUGGCGGCGGCCGGUGGCAGGAGGAUGGUGCAGAAGGAGAGCCAGGCGGCGCUGGAGGAGCGGGAGAAUGAACUCAGUUCUAACCCAGCCGCCUCUGCGGGCGCAUCGUUGGAGCCGCCGGCAGCUCCAACCCCUGGGGAAGACAACCCAGGAACCGUGGCUGGGGGAGCGGCAGUUACCGGGGCGGCAGGAGGGGCUCGGAGGUUCUUGUGUGGCGUGGUGGAAGGAUUUUAUGGAAGACCUUGGGUUAUGGAACAGAGAAAAGAACUCUUUAGAAGGCUCCAGAAAUGGGAAUUGAAUACAUACUUGUAUGCCCCAAAAGAUGACUAUAAACAUAGGAUGUUUUGGAGAGAAAUGUAUUCAGUGGAGGAAGCUGAGCAACUUAUGACUCUCAUCUCUGCUGCCCGGGAAUAUGAGAUAGAGUUCAUCUAUGCUAUCUCACCUGGAUUGGAUAUCACUUUUUCUAACCCUAAGGAAGUAUCUACAUUAAAACGCAAAUUGGACCAGGUUUCUCAGUUUGGAUGCAGGUCAUUUGCUUUGCUUUUUGAUGAUAUUGACCAUAAUAUGUGUGCAGCAGACAAAGAGGUAUUCAGUUCUUUUGCUCAUGCACAAGUCUCCAUCACAAAUGAAAUUUAUCAGUACCUAGGAGAGCCAGAAACUUUCCUCUUCUGUCCUACAGAAUAUUGUGGCACUUUCUGUUAUCCAAAUGUGUCUCAGUCUCCUUAUUUAAGGACUGUGGGUGAAAAGCUUCUACCUGGAAUUGAGGUCCUUUGGACAGGUCCCAAAGUUGUUUCUAAAGAAAUUCCAGUAGAGUCUAUUGAAGAGGUUUCUAAGAUUAUUAAGAGAGCUCCAGUAAUCUGGGAUAACAUUCAUGCUAAUGAUUAUGAUCAAAAGAGGUUAUUUCUGGGCCCAUACAAAGGAAGAUCUACAGAACUCAUCCCACGGUUAAAAGGAGUCCUGACUAAUCCAAAUUGUGAAUUUGAAGCCAACUAUGUUGCUAUCCACACCCUUGCUACUUGGUACAAAUCAAACAUGAAUGGAGUGAGAAAAGAUGUAGUGAUGACUGACAGUGAAGACAGUACUGUAUCAAUCCAGAUAAAGUUAGAAAAUGAAGGCAGUGAUGAAGAUAUUGAAACUGAUGUACUCUAUAGUCCUCAGAUGGCUCUAAAGCUAGCUUUAACAGAAUGGUUGCAAGAGUUCGGUGUACCUCAUCAGUAUAGCAGUAGGCAAGUUGCACACAGUGGAGCUAAAGCAAGUGUAGUUGAUGGGGCUCCCUUAGUCGCAGCUCCCUCUUUAAAUGCCACAACAGUAGUUACAACAGUUUAUCAGGAGCCCAUUAUGAGUCAGGGAGCAGCUCUGGGUGGUGAACCUACACCUCUGACCAAGGAAGAAGAAAAGAAACAGCUAGAUGAGGAACCCAUGGACAUGGUAGUAGAGAAACAAGAAGAAACAGAUCACAAGAAUGACAAUCAAAUACUAACUGAAAUUGUUGAAGCUAAAAUGGCAGAGGAAUUGAAACCGAUGGACACUGAUAAAGAAAGCAUAGCUGAAUCAAAAUCCCCAGAGAUGUCUAUGCAAGAAGACUGUAUUAGUGAUAUUGCUCCUAUGCAGACUGAUGAACAGACAAACAAGGAGCAGUUUGUGCCAGGUCCAAAUGAAAAGCCUUUGUACACUGCAGAACCAGUGACUCUAGAAGAUUUGCAGUUACUUGCUGAUCUGUUCUACCUACCUUAUGAGCAUGGACCCAAAGGAGCACAAAUGUUACGGGAAUUCCAGUGGCUUCGAGCAAAUAGCAGUGUAGUUAGUGUCAAUUGCAAAGGCAAAGACUCUGAAAAGAUUGAAGAAUGGAGAUCUCGAGCGGCCAAGUUUGAAGAGAUGUGUGGACUAGUGAUGGGAAUGUUCACUCGGCUUUCCAAUUGUGCCAACAGGACAAUCCUUUAUGACAUGUACUCCUAUGUUUGGGAUAUCAAGAGUAUAAUGUCUAUGGUGAAGUCUUUUGUACAGUGGUUAGGGUGUCGUAGUCAUUCUUCAGCACAGUUCUUAAUUGGAGACCAAGAACCCUGGGCCUUUAGAGGUGGUCUAGCAGGAGAGUUCCAGCGUUUGCUGCCAAUUGAUGGGGCAAAUGAUCUAUUUUUCCAACCACCCCCACUGACUCCUACCUCCAAAGUUUAUACUAUCAGACCAUAUUUUCCUAAAGAUGAGGCUUCCGUGUACAAGAUUUGCAGAGAAAUGUAUGAUGAUGGAGUGGGUUUGCCUUUUCAAAGUCAACCUGACCUUAUUGGAGACAAAUUAGUAGGAGGACUGCUUUCCCUCAGCCUGGAUUACUGUUUUGUCCUAGAAGAUGAAGAUGGUAUAUGUGGUUAUGCCUUGGGCACUGUAGAUGUGACCCCCUUCAUUAAAAAAUGUAAAAUUUCCUGGAUUCCAUUCAUGCAGGAGAAGUACACAAAGCCAAAUGGUGACAAAGAACUCUCAGAGGCUGAGAAAAUAAUGUUGAGUUUCCAUGAAGAACAGGAAGUGUUGCCAGAAACUUUCCUCGCCAACUUCCCUUCUCUGAUCAAGAUGGAUAUUCACAAAAAAGUAACUGACCCAAGUGUAGCCAAGAGUAUGAUGGCUUGCCUCCUGUCUUCACUGAAAGCUAAUGGCUCCCGGGGGGCUUUCUGUGAAGUGAGACCAGAUGAUAAAAGAAUUCUGGAAUUUUACAGCAAGUUAGGCUGUUUUGAAAUUGCAAAAAUGGAAGGAUUUCCAAAGGAUGUGGUUAUACUUGGUCGGAGCCUGUGACACUGUUGGCACCAUGAACUGUCCAAAACUCUUAACUCCACCUUGUGGUUGGUGGUUGGGGUCUUCAUACAGUUCUGCGUCUGGAGCAGCAACAUAUCAGUCCAUUUGAAUUGAAAACAAAGACGACUUUGUUAAAACUCACCCAUCACACUUUCAGACUCCUUACUGGUUGGAAGAAGAUAGUAUACUGCUGCAAAUUCUGUAUGAAACAGAGAUGUGGGGCCCUUCUUCUGGGUCUUGUGUCUUGUGUUAGGUGCCAAGACACCUUAGGUGGGCUUAUAGGGAGGGUCUUUAAUAAAUGUAGUCAGCACUAUUUUUCUGUAUCCAGUGUUGCAUUUCUCACCUAAGAGUAAUCAAAAUCACUUCUGGCAUCCUCUUUGGUUUAUUGAAUGAAAUGUCUCAUUCUUUGGAGACAUGCAGAGUUGAGAAAGAUUUUAGUGGGUUUCAGAGCCUUCAGGGUUGAUUUUCCAGGUGGGAUGGUUGUGGCAUUAGUUUAAGAUGAAUAAAUGAUUUCAAUUUGGGGCAGUUUUUCUGCUUUUUGUAAAGCUAUGGCCGAUUGUCUCCUGUAGUAACCAUUGGUUCAGGCAUGUUGUACUUUGUAGGGACAAAUGUGCAGUUGUUUGUGUAAAAGCCUAAAACUGACAAACUUGUAAAUUUCUUUGUAUAUAAACUAGCUGUAACUUGACUAUCCUUUUGUUUCUUGUUUUUGGUAAUUUUUGUUUUGUUUUUUUUAAAUGAAAAGGUGUUUAGGAUGGCACUUUGAAUUAGCAAAUCAAUGGAAGGUGAAUUUUCCUUCCCCCCACCCCAUAAUAAGUUUUAAAGUGCCUCCCACUUAGGGCUAGGCCAUAACCUUUUUGGGUACAAGAGCCUAAUUUCUUAGAUCUGUUGCAAAAUGCAGUCACUUCUGGAAAUUAAUAACAGAUCAGCAUGUGAAAUGUUCGUUUUGACAUCUGUCAAAUAGGGUAAGAAGACUGAAUGGUUUUUGCCCUUAGAUCAGUUGUCCUUUAAUCUCAAGACUUGUUACUACUGAUUUAAAUCAGUCUUUAAUUCUUGCAUGAUUUUAUCUAAUUUUUAAAAGAAUGAGCACACUUUAACCAAUGAUUUAUGGCUACCCCUGUUUUUCCUUUAAUCACAGGUUCUGAAAGCUUCAUGUAUUUUAAUUUAGAAUUGGUGUUUUUUAAGGGUUCUGUGCAUGAGGCUGGCAGGUAAUCUCUGCAGGACUCAUUUUUUUCAUCAUGGCUGGCUGACUUCUCCAUAGAUUCAUAACAGUAUUUUUGUUAUCUUGCUUCCCAGCAGUUUUGCAUCAGCUAUUUAACUUUCAGCUCAAUGAGGGGAGAGGGAGGGAUAAAGAAGGAAACUUGAAACAGAUUUUCCUUGGUAUAUCUCCACUAGUGUGGGCUUUGAGUGAGUCUUAAAGCAUUGUAUGCAGUGGUAUCUAGUGACUUCCAGUGGAGGCCCAAGUGUGUGCCCUGUGGGUGAGGAGGAAGGAAGUCUCUUUGUUCUUAGGGUAGAACUCUUUUAACUGAUAAAAUGUAAUGUGUUGGCAAGCUGAAAACAAAUUUGCAUUUUUGAGGGCUGAGGUGAAGGUGAGAUCCCUACUAAAUAUUAAGACAGUUGAAUGUUAGUCUUUGACAUCUCAAGCACUCAUACAUUUUAUCUGGAGGAUUUUGGAGUUAUCCUCAUGGAAUCAGGAUUUUAAAACAAGUGCUUUUGGUUUUAUCUUGGCUUUUAGUAAUCCCUUUGGCUGGCCUCUGGUCACACGUGCUAACUGUGCAAUAGAUGUCCAGGUCUAUACCUUCAUCACUAUAGGAUCAUAAAGUGCUAUGCUAUCUUCCAUGGUUAUGAAUAUUUAUUAAGGUUGGAAUGACAUUUCUUUGAUUGUUUAGAUCACAACUCAGUUCCUGUAGAAAACGAACUGUAAAACUAUCUGAAGACCAUGCAAGAGGCUAAAUAAAACUUGAAGUGAAUGUG
This is a messenger RNA of Marmota flaviventris (yellow-bellied marmot), 5139 nucleotides long. It is a transcript of the gene Oga, whose product is annotated as O-GlcNAcase. Lineage: Eukaryota; Metazoa; Chordata; Mammalia; Rodentia; Sciuridae. Gene Ontology annotation, biological process: glycoprotein metabolic process. Gene Ontology annotation, molecular function: beta-N-acetylglucosaminidase activity. The record is from RefSeq and is a predicted model, not a curated record.